UUGGCUACAUGAAGCGAGCGGACACUACCGUGAUGACGUCACGGCCAGGAAGCGGUUCUGUGUUAGGAGUGAGACACGAAAACAGGCAACUUUUUUAAGUCGGUGCUGCAUUUCUUCACAAUGCCUGCAAGAAAUCCAGGAAUUGACCUAGACCUUGACUGGGUGUCCAAGGUCCGUGUAAACCAGCAGGCAGUGCUGAGACGCGCGCAGCAGAUCCAGGCGCGCAAACAGGGCAAGAAGCAGUGGCAGGCUGCCUGGCUUCUCAAGGCGGUGACGUGCAUUGACCUGACCACGCUGGCUGGCGACGACACGCCCUCAAAUGUGCACCGGCUGUGCAUGAAGGCGAUGCAGCCAAUCCGGCAUGACCUGCUGGAGAAUAUGGACAUGCAUGACAAAGGUAUCACCACGGCUGCAGUGUGUGUCUACCCAGCCCGCGUGGCAGAUGCUGUGAAAUCGCUGAAUGCUGCUAAUUCCCGCAUCCCAGUGGCGUCCGUGGCCACCGGCUUUCCCGCUGGCCAAACGGCCCUGAAGACGCGGCUGGAGGAGGUGCGCAUGGCUGUGGAGGAUGGGGCCCAGGAAAUCGACAUUGUCAUUAAUCGCUCACUGGCCCUCACUGGGCAGUGGCAAGCUCUGUACCAGGAGAUCCACCAGUUCAGAGAGGCAUGCGGGGCAGCCCACAUGAAGACCAUCCUGGCUGUGGGCGAACUUGGCACCUUCACAAACGUCUACAAGGCUAGUGUGGUCGCUAUGAUGGCAGGAUCUGACUUCAUUAAGACUUCAACUGGCAAGGAGUCCGUCAAUGCAACCUAUCCGGUUGCCGUAGUGAUGGUGAGGGCCAUCCGUGAUUACUUCCUAAGGACAGGCCAUAAGGUGGGCUUCAAGCCAGCCGGGGUCCGCACUUCCAAAGACUCACUGGUGUGGUUGACCUUGAUGAAGGAGGAGCUGGGCGAUGAGUGGCUGUGCCCCGCCCUGUUCCGUCUGGGAGCCAGCACCCUAUUGGCUGACAUCGAGAGACAGAUUUACCACUAUGUGACUGGCCGAUACGCAGCCCCUUAUGAGCUCCCCCUGGCCUGACCAAUCAGCUGCAACCUCGCUCUCCCAAUAUUUCUCUACGCUAUGCAAUGAUUGGUGGAGCACCCGGUUAUGUGUACUGGAGCCAGGUUCCUUGAGGAUGUGAGUGUGGAAUGGGUGCAAACUCUCAUGUUUUUCUAACUUGAGGUUAUAUAUUUUGAUUGUAAACUAUGCCUUCAGAAGGUAGUUUGAAUAUAUGUUUAAUGACUUAAUACUACCUGUACACGGAACACAAAUGAUCUUAUAACUUUUAUCACGUAUUAAAUUUGUACAUUAAAACAGUAUUAUUCCUGAUUCCAGUAGCAUCCACAGUCUUCAAGACUAGAUGUGAAAAUAAGUAACAGUUGUAUAGUUUUCCGUGGUUUCAUGUUAGUUUUCAAAAAUGUUUACAAACUGAUCUCACUGAACCUUUGUCAAGCCUUAACUCUUAAGUCAAUAGGAGUCCAUCACAUCUUAUCUGUAAUUUGAACGGCAACUGGUGACUGUGAAGGAUUUGAUGCUGUUCCACCUUUCUCAGCCUUACACACGAUGGCAGUUUUUGAAUGAAUGUUACUGGACUUCACUGAAGGUCCAGUCAUCACAAUAAAUUGCCCUUGGCUGAUUUGAGCCAAGAUCAGA
Messenger RNA from Brienomyrus brachyistius, 1689 nucleotides. RefSeq names its product deoxyribose-phosphate aldolase (putative) (gene dera). The record is from RefSeq and is a predicted model, not a curated record. Gene Ontology annotation, cellular component: cytoplasm. Gene Ontology annotation, molecular function: deoxyribose-phosphate aldolase activity. NCBI's taxonomy places the organism in Eukaryota, Metazoa, Chordata, Actinopteri, Osteoglossiformes, Mormyridae. Gene Ontology annotation, biological process: deoxyribonucleotide catabolic process; carbohydrate catabolic process.